AUGGAUGUACGUCGAUUCACAAUGACAAAUUCCACUGCUAUGUUUUCCAAUGUAGCACAGGAAGCAUGGGGCCAUAAAAUAGAUAGCGAGCUCGAAGAUGAAUUAGACCAUGAUGACGAACAUAAUGCUAGUCAACGAUCAAAACGGCGAAUCAAACGUGAUUUCAAUACUCUGCCCGAAAAGAUCUUAUUGACCAUCUUUUCUUAUUUACCGCAUAUCGAAUUGUUACGAUGUGCACGUGUUUGUCGACUAUGGCAUGCUUUGAGUCAAAAUUCUCGAUUAUGGAAAACAGUUUUCCUUCGUCCAGAGUAUCAUGGUUUACAUGUGAAAAAUCUCGAUUUGUUUCUUCAAUUAAUCGGUCAUCGUUUUUCGGCAUCAUUGCAGUUUAUCGAAUUACCGAUGGAGUUGAUUACAGCGGAUGUUUUGCAUGAGUUAGCAAAUAAAUGUCCGAAUUUGAAAUAUUUAACAUUGGACUUUUCAACUGCCAUGCAAUUACAUGAUUUCUAUGAUUUAAACAUUUUUCCGUGCAAUUUAAAAAUGCUUUGUAUUUGCUUGUCGGAAGUCAUUUUUCUCGAAGGUUUUAUGAGACGAAUUUAUACAUAUUUAUCAUCACUGGAGAUUUUACAAAUUAUUGGAACAAUCGAGAAAUCCAAUGAAGCCGAGGAAGAAGUCUACGAAACGAUUAAUAUCAGUAAAAUAAAAGCACAAACACCCAAUCUUCGUGUUAUUAAUUUCUACGGUAUAUUUUUUAUUGACGACAAUCACAUUGAAAUCAUUGCAUCCGGCUGCAUUCAUCUUGAAUGUCUCGCAUUAAAUUUCUGCACACGUGUCAAAGGUGCCAGUUUCAAAACUUUGUUACAACGCUGUAGAAAACUUCAAUGUUUACUUCUUCAGAAUACCGGAAUUGAAGAUCAUGGGAUGUUAGCAGCAGAUUGGGGAUCAUCGGUUGUAAAUGAACUUGAUAUCUCAUCAACAGAAUUAUCAGAGAAUUGCCUAGUGAAUAUCUUUGAACGAAUGCCAAAUCUGACAUAUUUAGCUGUGCCCAAUUGUGAUGGUUUUACUGAUAAAGUUCUUGCUCUUCUCGUCGACCUUGACAAAUUAACAAAUAUUCGUGCGAUUGAUUUGAGUAACACUGUGAAUCUCAAUCAUGAAGUUGUGUUUACAUUAUUGAAACAGCAUGGACGACAAUUACGCGGGUUAUCCUACGCAGGAAAUUCGAAAGUAACUGAACAGUUUUGGAUAAAUACAAUAAAGCACUUGAAAAAUAUCAAAAUUUUCGUUAUGGGUACUCCACAUGGAUGGUUUAAGAAGAUAAACACACGUAUUCACAUUGACCAAGUGCUCGACGCAUGUGCACAUGAAUGCCAAAAGUUAGAAAGAUUAGAAAUUCAAUGGGAUGAAGAAACAUUAAGAUGGAACGAGAAUAGUUCGAAGUUUAUUGAUCAUAUACGAAUUCGGUGUGUCAGACUACAAUCAUUAGUUUUAGCAGAUGGAGAAUAUUACGAACUUGUUCGGUCGAAUUUUGAACGUGCUGAUCGACAACGUGUAGUACGGACCACCACUAGCGACCAAACUAGUAUUGUUGGUCUACUGAACUAUUAUAAUGAUUUACGUUUUAAUUAA
Messenger RNA from Adineta ricciae, 1623 nucleotides. The record is from the annotation of a GenBank genome assembly. NCBI's taxonomy places the organism in Eukaryota, Metazoa, Rotifera, Eurotatoria, Adinetida, Adinetidae.